AUGUGUGGCAUAUCUUGCAUCCUUGCUCUACAGCAUUCCCAUCACAAGCUUCCCGAUCUUGCCAAUCUCAAGAAGCCUAUUCCUGGUGUUCAAACGAACGGUGACACAGAUCACACAAAGCUCGCCGUCGAGCUUGAUGCUUCUUUGNACCAGAUCAAACACCGCGGUCCCGACUCUCGCGGCCAGUGGAUCAGCAAUGACAAGCGCGUUGCCAUCAAUGACCUGUCGCCCGAUGGUAUUCAACCUUUCCAUGACAAUGAGCGCACCGUCCACGCUGUAGUCAAUGGUGAAUUUUAUGACUACGACAACAUCCGUAAAGACCUCGAAGCCAAGACAGACUACAAAUUCCGCGGUCGAUCAGAUUCAGAGCUCGCCAUCGCUCUAUAUAAGUACUAUGGCCUCAACUUCCUGCACCAUCUGAGAGGCGAGUUCGCUUGUGUCCUCUUCGACGAGUCACAACAGCUCUUGAUUGCCGCCAGAGACAGAUAUGGCAUCAAGCCAUUGUUCUGGACCGUUCAAGACGGACGACUUCUGAUCGCUGCCGAGAUCAAGGCUUUCUUGCCUCUGGGCUGGAGACCCGAAUGGGACGUCAAGAAGGCAGGCGGUUGGGUGUCCUCUAACACAAGUUCAGNNGUCCGUCCUGGCCACUACCUCACCUGCCAGUCUUUCGACCACAUCGAGCAACGCCCGUACUGGGACAUUAGCUAUCCCGACAAACAUGCAGUCGAUGUACGAACCCCUGAAGAAAUGAUUGAAGGAGUACGUCAACGUAUGCUCGACGCCAUCAAGUUACGUCUCCGAGCAGAUGUCCCUGUCGGAAUCUAUCUCAGUGGUGGCAUCGACUCGUCGGUCAUUGCUGGAAUGGUCACACAUCUUGUCAAGGAGCAGGGAAUAGCCAUGGGCAGUGCAAAUGCCACAGACCGUGUCUCAUGUUUCAGUAUCGCAUUCGACGAAGAGUCUGGCUUUGACGAAUCGGCCAUUGCCAAUCGCACCGCCGAAUGGCUCGGAGUGCGAUACAUCAAGAAGCACAUGAACGAGGAAGAGCUGGCCAAACGUUUCGAAGAUGCUACUUGGCACUGCGAACACCACAACCCCGACUUCAACUUCGUUGGCAAGUAUGCACUUUCCGAGGUCCCUCAAGAAGUCGGAUUCAAGGUUGUCCUGACUGGUGAGGGCGCCGACGAGAAUUUCGCCGGCUACCCUCUGUAUCUGCCAGAUUAUCUUCGUGAGCCUGACCCAAGUUGGGAGAAGUACAACACUCUGCCUGAAAGUGAAAGGGAGCGUCAACUCGAUCUUGCAGAAACGGCAGCCAUCGACUACUACACCUCUGUCGGUGCUGACGUCUCGAACCGAGGUCCGUCUGUCGCACGCCGCAUGCUCAACGAUAUUACUACUGUCAGUAGUAUGGCGGCUUUCCAGCUUGACAUCUUUGCUCCCUGGACGAGUUGCUACGGUAAAUGCGAUCCUCAGGUCACAAUCGCCAACAACGCCGACGGACGUGUUCGUAAUCUGAUCACUGACUCUUGGCAUCCUCUCCAUUCCGCGCAAUACGUCUGGUCAAAAGGACAUUUGGCCAACAUUUUCUUGACAUGUCUCGGUGAUCGUACAGAGAUGGCCCACAGCAUCGAAGCACGUACUCCCUUCCUUGAUCAUCCGCUGACAGAAUAUGUCAAUCAUCUGCCUCCAUCAGCCAAACUCAGGUGGGAGCCUGAAGAAAAGAGGUUCACCGAGAAGUGGAUACUGCGAGAAGCAUCAAAGCCUUUUAUCACGAAGGAAUUGUAUGAACGCAAANAGCACCCUUACUCUGCACCAACAACAUGGCCUAAGGGCGGACCUCUGAACAAACUCCUCGACAAAUUGAUCAGUGAAGACAACAUCAAACAGCUGGGCUUCGUUGAUUGGAAGAGAUGCAAGGGACUGACAGCCAAGGCGUUUGGUGAGAAUGGUGACCCCAUGGCAAUGAGAUAUGCCAUCGUCGUGGCUGAAUGGGUCGUCUUGGGUCAGCGGUUCGGUGUUGCAAAAGCUGAGAAGCCUGAGGGAUAUUGA
Molecule: messenger RNA, 2046 nt
Organism: Aureobasidium musti
Lineage: Eukaryota; Fungi; Ascomycota; Dothideomycetes; Dothideales; Saccotheciaceae
Source: the annotation of a GenBank genome assembly